AUUUUCCUGUGUAAACUCAACUCGGAAUAAUUCUGAGAUAUACACGUGAGAUCACGUGGAUAACUCCAUUUAAACAUUUUUUUUUGUCCUGUGGAAAAACUCCAAACACUGAUCGCAGUGAGCAGCUGCGACCAAUCGCAACGCGAUAAAAUUGUACGCUCCCAGAGAAGCAGUCAAUCACAGGCCUGAGACAGAAGAACGCCACUUGUAUCGCACGUCCGUAACCGCGCGUGAUUGGCUAUGAUCGAUCAAAAGCGCGCGGACUUCCACGCGGCAUUGCAUGUCUGCCUGGGUCGGGGGUCGCGAGUGUCGCGAGCGGCGAAACGGGGUCCUGUGACGUUUGUGACAGUUUGUCUCGCGCACGUGUCCGCGGGUGAUCGCGUUCGUCGUCGACAGCGUUCAAAGCGGACGGAUCCUCGUCGCCGCCGUUGCCGCUGGCUGUCAUGACCAGCCGUGUUGAUUCCGCGCGAGGAAGUGCCACUGAUGAUCAAUAUAUCGCCGCGUUCACGUUACCUCUGCCGCCGCCGCCGCCGUUGCUGCUGCUGCUCCCCGGCACCGAGUGAGAUCUGGAGUCACCAGGUGACUCGGGCCGACGUCCGUGAUUCGCGAUGACGAGCAAGAAGAGUCACACCCUCCGCAUCGAGUCCGAGAUCGAUCGGAAUCGCGAGGAUGGCAACUGGAAGAAGGUUAUACAGCUCGCAGAUCAACUCAAAGUGCAGUACCCUAGCUACGAAUGUCUGGCGAAUUUCUUAAGUGGAGAAGCAAGAUUGGAAAGCUUUUUGGAGCAAACUCCGCCGAUAGACGCUAAUAUUGCCAAGGCGCGAAAUGGAUUGACGGAAACGCAGAAAUUCUUGUUGUUAGCUGCUAAUGAAAAAGAUAAACAGGCAUUAGUCGUGCUGGAUGCGCAUCUGCUGCUUGGAAAACUUCACUAUGCAAUGGGGAUGUAUGAGGAUGCGCUCCACCACUAUCAACAAGCCGAACUAGAUACACUUACAGAAAAGCAAUUACCUUGUCGAAGUUUACGUAUUAUAGCAGAGUCGUAUGCAAUUAAAGAGAAAGAAAAAUCGUUUACUUUAGACACUGACAAACAUUUAUCCUGCCGGAGACUGCGCAUUAUAGCAGAAUCGUAUGCGAUCAAAGGUCUCUGUCUGGAAAGGCUGCCACCAAACUCUAAAUCAAAAUACAAGAUUACAGAAUGGCAAGAACAAUUAAUUAAGUGUUACGAGAUUUCUGGCGACUUGACGCUGGUGUACUUACAGGAGCAAGAUAAAAUUGCUAUGCAGCAACAAAAUGGUAUUUCCACUAUAAACACAAAUAAUACAGGUACACUCUCCACACCAACUCCAGUUUCCACAAAACAUAUCGGCCCUAUUUUGGAGACUGCGCUACAAAGAGCACCAAUAUUGUACAUUCAAACCGGCAACAUACAAGCCGCUGUUAAUCGUUAUAGGGAGAUUUUAUCUGCUGUUGAAUCUACAACCACUCAAAGCUUGCGGGUAACGCUGACCAGGCAGUUGGCGGAAGUGUUGCUACGUGGUAUAGGCGCCGACUAUAAACCACCACAAGAAAACCAAACUGACACAAUGGCAGUGAGACGGGUGAAUCAUUAUUCGGGCGCCAAUCCGACGGAUUCGCCGUGGAAACCAAAGAAGUAUGCGGGACCGAAUAUGUUCGUCCCCAGGAAUGAGUACGAGGAGACAAUUCUGUUGCUGUUGAUCAGUGAGGCGAUGGCUGUGAGAGAUGCCGUUCUCAGCCAAUCGCCCGAAUUCAAGGAAGCCAGGAUACAUGCGUUUGAGAAUGCCACUGCUAUCUACGAUCUACUCACAGUUGUCGUCGUUAGAUGGAGUCAAGUGGAACUUUUACACGAGUCUUUUGAAAGAGCAAUGAAAUUCUCUCACGAAGAAGUGCAUAUAUGGACGCAGUACGCGUUAUGCCUGUUAAGUAUGGGAAGAUAUAUGCACGCAUAUAGAGUUUUGAAGGUAGUCGCCAGACUAUCGCCGCAGAAAGUAAUGCCUUGUCUGUUGGCGGCGAGGCUGUGUUACGAGCAAUUGAACUUGAUAAACGAAGGCAUUGAGUGGAGCCAAAAGGCUUUGCAACGAGAAAUGGCAAGUCCGCAAGGGAUGCAAUCUAGAUGCCACUUGUACAUUGGAAUUGGCCACAGUAUGCGUUCCACAAACACGAUCGUGAAGCAGGAUAAAGUGCAUCAUACAAACACCGCGUUAGAUUGCUUUCAGAAGGCGCAACAAUGCGAUCCCAAUGAUCAUCUAGCCGAGUAUUAUUUGGCUCAUGAGUAUGCGAUAAACAGACAGAUAACCGAUGCCAUUGUACACGUGAAAAUCGCGCUGAAUCUACGGGCAGAACACAUUCCGUCGUUGCAUUUAUUCGCAUUACUCCUUUCGGCACAUAAGCAGUAUUCUGAGGCGUUGCACGUAAUAAACAGCGUUCUGGAAGAAUACCCGGACAACUUAAAUUUCCUCUAUGUGAAAGCGCAUCUCGAAUUGCGAAGUAUCGGUGGCGUCGACGCUUUAUACACCAUCAGCCAUAUGCUACAUUUAUGGAAAAGUCUCUACGAGGAUCAGACUAACGUUAAUUGCAACGAGCAACAAAGCGAGAAACGCAGUGAAACUAGAAGCGUCUUUCAACUGUACACAUCGGAAAUGUCUGAUAAGGAUUCUAGUUCUCUGCAUGCGCAAUCAUUAGCCGCUUCGAGAGUUGAGCAAGCUCUUUCCGAGGUCGCCUCAUCAAUUAGUUCGUUCACGCCGAAGCCAGGGCCGCAAAGAGCAUGGCUGCUGCAAUUGCAGAUCUGGCUUCUACUCACCGAGGUUUUCCUUAUCCUGGACCAACCCAACGGCGCCGUUUUAUCCCUCCAAGAGGCAACCAAUAUCUUCCCGUUGAGUCACCACAUUAUGUAUACGCGUGGCCUUCUGCACGAGUACAAGUUAGAGUACACGGAAGCGAAGCAAUGCUAUCAAAACGCUGUUUCAAUUAAUCCUUCGCACAUAAAGAGUCUACAACACCUGGGUCUUAUUUAUCACUAUUUGGGUAGUCAGAGACUAGCUGAAAAAACCUUGAGGGAUGCCGCGAAAAUCGAUCCAAAUUCUCAUCAGACUUGGUAUAAUUUGGGAAUGGUGUUGGAAUCGUUGGGUGAGGUGGAGGCUGCCAGCGACUGUAUGGCAACGGCGUUAGAGGUCGAAACGACAAAUCCUAUUUUACCAAUUCUGUCGAUACCAGUGACUUUUGAAUGAUUCAGUUUCUUAAGGAAAUAAGAUUCAAAGUCACGGUUUACCUUUUCUCUAUACGUUUGUAUUUUCGCGGGCAUUCCCUCGCCUUCCCGUCAAUAGUACCUGGACACGUUGUACUAUUGUAUAAACUCAUUGUUAAAAGAAAAAAAAAAGAAGAUAUACUUUAACUGUACAAAAUAGUUACAAUCGAUGUAAUAAAUUCGAAUAAAGUCUUACCUUCAAAAUAUCGGAAAAA
Messenger RNA from Solenopsis invicta (red fire ant), 3477 nucleotides. It is a transcript of the gene Ttc7, whose product is annotated as tetratricopeptide repeat protein 7B. The transcript is spliced from 15 exons. Gene Ontology annotation, biological process: phosphatidylinositol phosphate biosynthetic process; protein localization to plasma membrane. Lineage: Eukaryota; Metazoa; Arthropoda; Insecta; Hymenoptera; Formicidae. Gene Ontology annotation, molecular function: protein binding. Gene Ontology annotation, cellular component: plasma membrane. The record is from RefSeq and is a predicted model, not a curated record. The coding region runs from base 609 to 3245 and encodes 878 amino acids.